AUGUUCCCACUUCAAACCCUCCCUGACAAUAUUAUAACAUCUAUUUUAAGGGAACAUAUUUCAGAAGACUAUAUAAAUAUUCUGGGACAUAAAUGCAUAAUAAUACCAAAAGAUAGCUACAUAGAUUUAUGUGUGGAAAACUUUUUCUAUGUUGAUAAUGGAAUUUUAUGGGUAACUGUGACUUUAUCACCAGCAUUUAAGAAACUCAAACUGGAAAACUCAUCACAAAGAGCGAGUAAUUUUCCAAAAUUUAACUUAAACUUUACUUCAGAACUAAAUAAAAGUUUAUGCACAAAUUCUGUUGAUCCUUCAGAUAAUGUUAGAGUUGUUCCAAUAAUUGGAUCAAAACUUAUCAAAAAUGUAGCCUAUACCACUGAAACUGAACAUUACAACUUUGUCAGAGCUUUUGGUUUGAAGAGUGAAGAUAAUAUUGAGGUAUCAUUUCAUCCCAUGCAAUCAUUUGAGAGUAGUCCCAAGAUUGCUUCGAAUGCUGAGCUUAAUCUAAUCGCAAAUGAUUAUGAUGUAUCUAAUGAUUUUCUCAAGGAAAUAUUAAAUAAUUAUUUUGAAAAGCCAAAGUUAAUAAGUGAAAGUGAUUUUAUUAGCAUAGACCUAACAGAAGAAGUCACUGCCAAGUACCAUUAUAAAUAUUUAGAUCUUAUUGAGUCUAGUGGAAAAAUUAUUUUUCAAUGUACCAAGAUCUCUACUGAUACUAAUAAUGUGCAGAGAAACACAACAAGGACCUUGUAUUUGGUAAAAGGUGUUACACAACUGACGUUAGGUGAAAACAAACAUUCAGUGAAACCAAAGAAUCAAUUUUGCAAUAUGCCAGGAUUAAAUAGUUCAAUGCAUUUAUGUCCACUGGGCUUGAAGGAAAAAUUUGAACAAAUUCAGGAAUGUAUUGAGCCUUUUUUGGAUGGAAAUGGAGAUAUGAAUUUGUUGUCAGAUUCUAUGGCAAGUCCUAUAAUACCAAUGUUCCUUGUCAGUGGGCCAUCGGGGUCAGGAAGACAUCUCUUAGUAAAAACUUUGGCUAAAUGUAAUGGACUUAACUAUGUUCCUAUUGACUGCAACAUACUACAAAGCACCACAUCUAAACAAACUGAGAGCAAAAUAUAUGCGUCCAUACAGAAGGCUAAAGCAGCUGCACCUACAUUAGUUUUGUUGGAUAAUAUUGAGGUGUUUGCUGUAGACCCUGAAAACAAUGAAGAUCACAGAAUAAUGGAAUAUUUCAUCAACACUCUAACAGACCUAUAUCAAAACUACACAAAGCAUACCAUAAUAUUUAUUGCUGUCACAGAAAAUCGAGAUCUAAAACCGAAUAUAAUGAGGAUGUUUUUGGAAAAAUUCUACAUACUAAAGCCAAACGCUCAACAGAGAUUUGAUAUGUUACAGUGGUUCACGUCUGCAAUGGAGUUGAAUAUAGAUAAUCAAAUCGACCGAGAAUGUAAAAAUAUUGAAAUAAAAGACAAAUUAAAUAAUUACUUAAGCCAACAUUCUAAGGAAGUACUGCAAAGACUUGCGUCAAAGACAGAAACAUUCCUAUAUGGUCAUUUAGAUGCACUAAUGCAUUUUGCGCUUAGAGAAUCGUUUAUGAAACAGAUAGACAACUAUCCUCAGUUGCCGCAAGAUCCUAAUUUACAUGUAUUGCAUGAAGAGGACUUUAAUUGUGCUCUAGAAUCAAUACGAAGUUUACAAAGUCAACAUUUGGAUGCACCAAAGAUACCCAAAGUGUACUGGGAAGACAUAGGAGGCUUGGAAAAACUCAAAAAGGAACUACUCAAGACUAUAGAGUUUCCCAUAAAAUUUCCUCAUUUAUUUAAAAAUUCAAGUCUCAAGAGAUCAGGCAUAUUACUAUAUGGACCUCCGGGUUGUGGAAAGACUUUAAUAGCGAAAGCAGUCAGCACAGAACUUAAUGUUAGCUUCAUGAGUGUCAAAGGGCCAGAGCUAUUAAAUAUGUACAUAGGACAGUCAGAAGAGAAUGUUAGAAAAGUAUUCGAAUCGGCCCGUUCAUCUUCCCCAUGCAUAGUGUUUCUGGAUGAAUUGGAUGCGCUUGCGCCGCGGCGGGGCGCAGCGGGUGAUUCGGGUGGAGCAAGCGAUAGAGUAGUGAGCCAAUUGCUAGCUGAGCUAGACCCCGUUAAUGACGUUGAUUCAGAUACAUCGAGCUUUGUCUUCGUUAUGGGUGCAACGAAUCGGCCAGAUUUGUUAGAGCAGUCCCUACUUAGACCUGGUCGCCUCGACAAGCUGAUAUACGUAGGACCCUACUGCGGUUUACAAGAGAAAAGCUCAGUACUUAAAGCGUUAUGUCGAAGCUAUAACCUACGACCGGAAGUUGAUUUGGAGCAAGUAGCAGCUGCACUUCCGGAUAAAUGUACUGGUGCAGAUUUAAUGCAGAUUGUGACCACGGCUAGGACGGUCGCUAUACGUUCUCUUGUAGAGAAAAUAAAUGAUGGGAUUAUCAAAGAAAGUGAACUAAGUGAAGAUUCAGUCACUAUAGGCUUUUCGGAAUUAUGGCAGGGCGUGGAGUCUUUCAGACCAUCGGUUACUGAUGAAGAACUACGUUAUUAUGAAUCGCUUCAAACGGUUAUAGAACUCAGAGGCGAGAAACAUUGCAUACCUGUGGUCACUGUACUUGAUGAAAAAACGGUUACUAUCACCAAUAUUAAAGUGAGCCUCACGGGAGCGGGUGAUAGUCGGGAACGUGUGAGACGAUAUCAGGCUGACUACGUUUUUGAUAGCCUGUGCGCACGCGGAAGUCAAACGUAUGCUUCGCAAGAGACAGUUUUUGAAACCUUCGGGCGCCAAGUUCUGGAGAGCAUAUCCAAUGGACUGUCAGCUUGCGUCUUAGCCUAUGGUCAAAGUGCAACAGGAAAGACAUAUACUAUGAUGGGAACUGAAUCUAAUCCAGGGUUAAUUCCGAGGCUGUGUCUUGCGCUUGCUGAGCUAGGACCUAUUGAUCUUUCUGUCAGUUUCUAUGAAAUAUACAAUGAGCGAGUACACGAUUUGUUAGCAAGCGAAGUACUACCUUGCAAUUCACUGCCGCGACGCACGGGAAACAUCCGGAAGGAUCUACGCGUCAGGGAACAUCCUACGAGAGGACCUUAUGUACAGAUUUUUAUCUUAAACACUUUAAUUUUAUGUUUUCAUGAAGACCUUCGACAAGUUUCGGUUCAUGAUGUGGAGUCACUUCUGAGCAUAGUUAGCGAAGGCAAGCGUCAGCGGCGCAGUGCAGCGACAAGAAGGAAUAGCAAUUCGUCUCGGUCUCAUGCCCUUCUGGAGAUAACCACACCACGCGCUGUUUUACGACUGGUGGAUCUUGCUGGAAGUGAAAAAGCUGGUCGUGAAGUUACUGGAGCUUGUAGACAAAAAGAAGGGGCUAAUAUAAAUAAGUCAUUAGUAGCGCUCAGCAAUGUCAUAUCGGCUCUAGUUAGCGAUGCUGGACGUGGCAGGUUCGUGCCAUAUCGAAAUUCUGCAUUAACUUGGCUACUUAAGGAUUGCUUUACUGGUGACGCUAACACCUUCAUAAUAGCAACAAUAUCUCCAAGCGUCAGCUGUUUUAAUGAAACGGCCUCCACUCUUCGCUGGGUUGCAAGAGCACGACAUUUACCCCCAAAACUAAAUAACAGCAAAAGUUCAGCUACCAAAGGUGUACAACAUCAGUACAACAAAUUGAUAGAUGAACUCACCAAACACUACAUCUAUUAUGUACCAGCAACAGGAAAGAUAUCGUUCGACGACAGACACUGGAGUUUAAAUUUCACUAGUCUUCCUAAUAAAAGCAAAAUAGGGAACAUAAUGAGUUUUUCGAAGUCAAAAACAGAUCAGAUCGACUCGGGGGCAUCUGUUGCCAACGAUUAUCUUGUAACCAUAUCAAAAGAUGAAAUAUCAAAUGAAAUAAAUAAAGAAAUUGAUACGUUAAUCAGACCACCUGUAUUAGGGAGAGCUCGAAGUGGCAGUGAUUUUGAAAUUACCGUCCCAAUCCAACAUAAAAGAAAGUAUGGAUCUCAGGAAGUGCUCUCUUCGGAUAGAACGAUGAACUAUCAAAUCAAUCGUAACAGUCUAUCGGAGUUAGGUCAAAGUCUCAGUGAGGAAAUGUUAGACCAAACAAACAAAAACUUGAAGAACACAUCGGCAUCUAUAUUAUAUGAUAAUGAUCAACGUGCACAAAUAGUGGCGUCCGUCACGGAAAGACUUUAUAGUAAAUUAAAGAAACGGGAAGAGACUACUUCGAAAAUUGAAACCAUAUCAGAUAAGAAAAACGUUCAACCAUUGAACGAAUUAAAAAUAUGUACCAAUGCCCGCCAACGAUUAAUGGAAAUAAGUCAAAAAGCGUUAAGGACUAAAAGAAGAAUCGGAAUACCUGCUUAUACGCAGACAAAGAAAACAAGCGUUCGUUUAAAGGACAAGUGUAUAGAUGUACAAAGUGAUUUACUUUCCUUUAGAUUUGGAGAGUUAUGCAAUACACAUAUAUCAUUAAAACGAGAUGUUGGGACAGAAACUGCCCCUUUGACACCUCGUCACAAAGAAGUAGGCGUUGGAUCAGAUAGUGCUCUCUUAAUGUUGAAAAGUACAAAAACUAUAACAGAUGAUAUUAAAGUUUACAAGGAAUCUGGAACUAUGACUGCGAAGAAAAAAGAAAACGAGAAAUACACACAGACGCUGGCGAUACGAAAGAAUCGAAAACGUUCAGUGCUUUCUAAAUAUUUGAAAAAAAUUGAUAACAAUGCAAGGCCGUCGUCGGUUAUCAACAUAAAUAUUUCUCCUGUGUAUUACGAUUCACAGUCACAACAUUCUGAUGACUCAGAAGCUGACACUAAGCAAAGGACCCAUUUUACGCCAACCGUGUUAACUACUUAUAAUAAGCUGGAAUCUGAUUGUGAAAAAAAUAAAAAAUACCUUCAAUUUAGAAAUCAAGAAACUAGCACUACUGAAGACAGUACGUCAUUAGAAAUUAAUAUUGAGAGCGUAAAAUCAACAACAAGUGAUGAUUCUGAGAUUUCACUCCCAAAUAAUAUUAUCGAUAGCCAUAACAUUAAUGGUAAGAAAUGUUUUACUUUAGAAGGUAAGACGAAUACAUCCGCUUAUAAUACAAAUAACUUACCAAAAAAAGGCAAAAACUGUGGUGACCACGAACUUUCCAGUGAAAAAUUUUGCUUUGAUUUGAACCGUGAACAACAUUUUAAUAAAGAUGACCCAUACUUUGCUUCUUUAAGUUCAGAUGAAAACAAAGACUACUUUUUAAAUAAAAAAUUGUCGUUUAAAGAAACAUAUAAAGCAGUAAACACGACUUCACAGGGAAGGAAUUAUGCUAAAAAUGAAAAUAUAUUUAAAACAACUAAGGCGAAACUGUAUAAAGAGUUCUUGGGAGUUGAAACUGAAGAGGACGCUGAUGAACAUUAUUCAGGCUGUUCUUUAAGUACUCAAAAAGGAAUUUGUAGCUUAAGAUAUGGAAAAGAUGAUGACAAUCGUCCAGAUAAUAUUGUGGAACCAUGCAACUCUUUGAACGACGUUGAAAGAACAAUGAAACUUUCUUGUGACAAAAUUGAAUUAGCUGUACAUAAAUAUGAAAAUUAUUUAAGAAUAUCUAAAGAAAGACCAUUGGGACGAAGUACAGACAAUCAAUCCGACAUAAAGUCACCGACAGAAUACUUAAGACAUUUGAUUAGGGCCCGAAAGGAUUUCAUCAAAAUGGACCACAACUUUGAUAAGAGUGAUUGA
Molecule: messenger RNA, 5712 nt
Organism: Leptosia nina
Lineage: Eukaryota; Metazoa; Arthropoda; Insecta; Lepidoptera; Pieridae
Source: the annotation of a GenBank genome assembly